GCGCAAAUAAAAAAUAAAACAAAGAAAAAAGAAAGAAGCAAAUAAAAUAAUGCAAAAGGGAAAAGAGUUAGAGCAGAGAGAGAAAGAAAGAUUUCGAUGGCCGUUACUCUGUCUCUGCACCUAUAUAAUAAUAAUAUUAAGCUCGCUGUCGUUCGCAGAGCAGCAGACGAGAGAAGGCUGGGCACGCAGCAGCUGCGGCAGAAGCGACGUACCACCACCGCCGCGGUGGUUGAAGACGAAGAAGCAUCAGAAGAAGAAGAAGAAUAUUUACUGCCGCGGUUCACCGCGGUAACCGUCUCCCCCGCCUCAUUUACCGCUCGCACUGUUUGGCUCCCGAGAAAACGGAAGAAAUUUGCUCAGGAAAACCAAGAUUCAUUGUUGAUUCUUCUACUCAUGGGAUUGGAGAAAGAAGAAGCACGGCCGGAUAGCGAUGGAGACAAAGGUCUUCAUGGGUCCCUGGCUGUAUCGGUGCAUGCCUUUUCUGAUUUGACUCACAUUUCUCCUGUGGUCUUCUUGUAUCUCUUGAAAGAGUGUUAUGUUCAUGGUACAUGUAAGGCAACUAAAAAGUUUAGAGCUCUUCAACACCAAGUGCAUCUGGUUCUGUAUAAUUCUCCCCAACCAGGGCCUGCUACCUUCAUUGCUCGAUGCCUCUUUGUGCUGCCUGUAUUUGGAAUAUACUGUGAUGGGUUCAGUCACUUGAUUGUAUCUGCUUUGCACCGUUUCCGAAAUGCUGUAACUACGGCAGAGGACAGCUCUAUAUCAAAAGUUUUAGCAGCUCGGCUAUUUAUUGAUAUAGUGGAAGGAUCACUUCCUGUUCUCGAUGAGAGAAUCGGGGUGAAAAUACUCGAAGUUUUUCACGUCACUAUGACUGACAUGGAUGAAGCUAUGUCCCAAUUGAAGUCCCAAAAUGAUUCUAGGUUUGACACAGGCAAAGCAUAUGUUGAGCAUUAUAUUUUUAAGUUGGUGGAGUCUCAGGCUUAUAUGACAGCAGUCAUUUUGCUAGAACAGUUCUCCAUCCGUCAAUCUGGUCACUCUUUCCUCGUGAAGAUGCUGGACAUACAUCAGUAUAAAGCAGCUGAAAAGUGGGCUACAUUCAUGGGGAAGGAAAUGUUGUGUACUCUUGUAAAAGAGUACGUUGAUAGGAAAAUGCUGAAGCCAGCAUACGACAUUAUAAAGAAAAACAACCUGAAGCAAGAUUUUCCAGUUGUAUACUUUAAGUGCAAAGAAAGCUCAUUGAAGAAAUUAGCAGAGAAGGCACUGUGGGAUCUGGCAGAAACCAAGGCACAUGGGGAUGAGCAACUCCUUGAAUAUCUGGUUUACUUGGCAAUGGAGGCUGGAUACUCGGAGAAAGUUGAUGAACUGUGUGAUCGAUACUCCCUUGAAGGCUUUAGAAAACUCAAAGAACCCGAGAUAAGUGCUCAGCAUAGUAGAUACCUGCAGCUGAACGAGUUAAUCACCAAAGAUAUUGUCUGGGUUGAUGAAGUUGAUGGUCUUCAUGAUGCUACCUCUCACAUAGAAGGAUGCAAAGUUGUUGGUCUUGACUGUGAAUGGAAACCUAAUUACCAGAAAGGCAGCAAACCGAACAAGGUUGCUAUCAUGCAAAUAGCUUCUGAGGAGAUGGCUUUUAUUCUAGACUUGAUAAAGUUAUCUGAAGACGUGCCUGAAGUUUUAGACAACUGUCUAACUCGCAUUUUGCAGUCUCCUGGAAUUCUGAAACUUGGAUACAACUUUCAAUGUGAUAUAAAGCAGCUGGCUGGUUCAUAUGGAGAGCUCAGUUGUUUCAAGCAGUACCAAAUGUUGUUGGAUGUUCAGAAUGUAUUCAAAGAACCGUGUGGUGGCUUGUCAGGGCUUGCAGAGAAAAUCCUGGGAGCAGGGUUAAACAAGACAAGGCGAAAUAGCAACUGGGAAACACGUCCUCUUAGCCAGAACCAGCUGGAGUACGCUGCUCUAGACGCUGUUGUGCUGGUGCACAUAUUCCACAAAGUGCGUAACCAUGCUCAAUCUGCUCCUCCUGCUUCUGCACAUGGCCACGAGAAGUUCGAGUGGAAAUCCCAUAUCAUUUCUCACAUGGAUAACGCCAAGAAAACCAAGAAGCACUGGAAAGCAAGAAAACAAUCGAAACCACAACAGCAACAGCAAUGAAACCAUGAACUCGUGUCUGUCGUCUAUGCUUGCCUGCAACUGAUCAGCAAGGUGCUUCCUCCAUUUCCUGUCAUUGUACAUAGAAAACUGCUUGCUCGUCUCAAUCUUCGAUGUGUACAUAUAAGUUAGGAUGAUAUCUCUCCAUUUAGCCUUGAGUAACUAAAACUCUUACUGUGCUGUUUGCACUUCUCGUACCCGAGUCUCUCAGACUCGGUCAUGCUGUUUGUACUACUUGGAGAAAGAAUAGAGGAAAGAGGGUUAUUUUGUGGGCUCGAAUCGGCUAUGGUGUAUUUUGGGCCUGGGCUGAGGUUAUCAGCCUGCCCUUGCGAAACUAAAAUUUUCUUAUACAGGUUCAAAAGUGCUACAAAUUACAACUACAAAUUGAAACUAAAAUUUUCUUAUACUGGUUCACUAGUGCCCUAGUGAAACUAAAAUUUUGAGCCUGGG
Molecule: messenger RNA, 2589 nt
Organism: Linum trigynum
Lineage: Eukaryota; Viridiplantae; Streptophyta; Magnoliopsida; Malpighiales; Linaceae
Source: the annotation of a GenBank genome assembly